Talaromyces proteolyticus is the source of this 1914-nucleotide messenger RNA. RefSeq names its product putative beta-calactosidase. The coding region runs from base 1 to 1914 and encodes 637 amino acids. The transcript has a single exon. The record is from RefSeq and is a predicted model, not a curated record. NCBI's taxonomy places the organism in Eukaryota, Fungi, Ascomycota, Eurotiomycetes, Eurotiales, Trichocomaceae. Gene Ontology annotation, cellular component: vacuole. Gene Ontology annotation, molecular function: beta-galactosidase activity. Gene Ontology annotation, biological process: carbohydrate metabolic process.
AUGGGGAUAUUUUCUCCGUACUCUUUUGCAGCCGGGAGCACCAGCCAUAAAACUGUUUCUUCAUUUACAUACAAUGCUGAAAGCUUCUUACUCAAUGGAGAGCCAUAUCAAAUAAUCGGCGGACAAAUGGAUCCGCAACGUGUGCCACGUACUUAUUGGCGCCAGCGACUACAAAUGGCGCGCGCAAUGGGCCUCAACACCAUUUUUUCAUACGUCUUUUGGAACCGACUAGAGCCUGAACCAGGUCAAUGGAAUUUCAGCGGCCAGAAUGAUAUAGCUGAGUACUUCCGACUAGCACAAGAAGAAGACUUGCAUGUAGUGCUGCGCCCGGGACCUUAUAUCUGCGGUGAACAUGAUUGGGGUGGAUUCCCUGCGUGGUUGAGUCAAGUACCUAACAUGGCAGUAAGACAAAACAAUCCACCAUUUCUAAAUGCAUCGAAAUCAUAUAUUACCCGCCUAGCGCAAGAGCUAAAACCAAUGCAAAUUACUUACGGCGGGCCGAUCCUCAUGGUGCAACUGGAAAAUGAAUAUGGGAGCUUUGGUUCGGACAAGACUUAUUUGGAAGCAUUAGCAACGAUCCUGCGAGACAAUUUUGAUCUAUUUCUAUACACCAAUGACGGUGGAGGGGAGUCUUAUCUUUCAGGUGGUCAAUUGCAUGGAGUACUUGCAGAGACAGAUGGUGACCCUCGGACAGGGUUUGCGGCUCGGGACAAGUAUGUCACAGACCCAACCAGCUUAGGGCCUUUACUGGAUGGAGAAUACUAUGUUACCUGGCUUGAUACAUGGGCUAGCAAUUAUUCAUUCGAGACAGAUGUUGGAAAUGCCGCUGCCACGAAAGAAGUAAUCAGUGACCUCGACUGGAUUCUUUCUAAUAAUAAUUCCUUCAGCUUAUAUAUGUUUCACGGCGGCACAAACUUGGGAUUUGAUAACGGCGGAAUAUGGGGCGGGACAUAUCUCGAGGCGGUCACAACUAGCUAUGAUUAUGGCGCACCACUUGACGAGAGUGGCAGACCGACAGAAAUUUACUAUGAAAUCAGAGAUUUAAUCUCGAAAUAUGUUCCUGCCGGGAGCAUUCCCGCCGUACCAGCUUUGCCGAACUUAACAACGAUAACUAAUAUCAAACUCGAACCGUCAGCAGAUUUAUUUGACAUUCUUGAGUUCUUUCCAACAAAAUCUGCGGAUAACCCUCUUAGCAUGGAAGCUUUGGGUCAAUCUUAUGGAUUCGUCCUGUAUGAGCACAUUGCAACAGAAUUUAUCCAAGGGACACUUACACCUGGUAUUGGAAUCCGUGACCGUGUUAUUGUUUAUGUUAAUAGUAUACGUAUCGGUGUUAUGGAUAGUACGUAUACGACACCGUCAUCCGUGACGGUUUCUCUACAGAAAGGGGACUAUUUGCAUUUACUGGUUGAAAAUCUCGGACGUGUCGAUUAUGGGCAGGAACUCAAGGACCAAACCAAAGGAAUAAUUGGAAAUGUGACCGUUGGAAUCAACUCAACAGUUUUAACUGGAUGGUCAAUGUAUUCACUCCAGCUGGACAGCGUUCCAACUGCCUCUAUUUCUUUAUCCAAACCCCCAAACCUGGAAAUAACCAAACCCCAAGGACCUCCUGUUUUUUACUAUGGUUCGUAUCGAGCACCACCUAGUAAUUCGCCCUCCAGCCUUAGCCGCGAUACUUUUCUCUCAAUACCUAGUGCCAUAAAAGGUGUGGUAUGGGUGAACGGCAUCAACAUAGGUCGAUACUGGACGAUUGGGCCCCAGCAAAGCCUUUAUGUUCCGGGCUGCUUUUUACAUGACAGGAAUGUUUUGAAUGAAAUUUUAGUAUUGGAGUUGGAGCCGCAGGCGAACUCUACACUUUUUGCACGUGGACUCGACCGACGUGAAUGGUUUAAUAACCCGGAUCCAGAUGCACCUUAG